Molecule: messenger RNA, 600 nt
Organism: Aethina tumida (small hive beetle)
Lineage: Eukaryota; Metazoa; Arthropoda; Insecta; Coleoptera; Nitidulidae
Gene: strat
Product: guanine nucleotide exchange factor MSS4 homolog
Exons: 2
Coding region: 64-429 (121 amino acids)
Biological process (GO): post-Golgi vesicle-mediated transport; small GTPase-mediated signal transduction
Cellular component (GO): membrane; cytosol
Molecular function (GO): zinc ion binding; guanyl-nucleotide exchange factor activity
Source: RefSeq, a predicted model, not a curated record
CAGCGCAAGUCUAUUGUGAACGUGUCGUAAAACCAGAUAUAUAGGGUGAAAAUAUUUUCAAAAAUGCCAGACUGCAGUGAAAAUUACGAAACGGAAAUAAGUGACGGGCGCAAUGCUCGCAAUGUUAAAUGUCAGGAAUGCGGCUGUCUUAUUUUAAAACCUUCGAUAGCCUCCUUUACAAAUUUGGAGUUUAAUUUACCGUUGCACAGGCAAAGUAAAUUAACGGAUGCUACCAAUCCGGAAACAGAAAGCUUGUCAUUAUUCUGGUCAGUUGAUGAUGUGUAUAAGUUUGAAAAUUUAGCAUUUUCAAACACCGUGGGCAACAACAAAUAUCUGAUUUGUGCAGACUGUGAGGCUGGACCGAUUGGUUUUUUUGAUAUCCGUUCAGGGAAAAGUUAUGUAGCUUUGAGUCGUGUUCAGCACUGUUAAGAUUGUAUGUUUGUAAUUUAUAGUGUUUUGUGAUAAUUGAGCGGACACCUGCUAUCUGUAAUUUUAGAAUCGAUUAGAAGGCAUUAAAUUGUAUUUUGAUAUUUAACAUGUUCUGGUUGUAUUUUUUUGAGAAUAGAAUACAUGACUUUUUAAUAAAGAUAUGAAGAAUAA